This is a messenger RNA of Podospora pseudopauciseta, 862 nucleotides long. RefSeq lists its product as uncharacterized. The transcript is spliced from 3 exons. Lineage: Eukaryota; Fungi; Ascomycota; Sordariomycetes; Sordariales; Podosporaceae. Gene Ontology annotation, biological process: protein quality control for misfolded or incompletely synthesized proteins. The record is from RefSeq and is a predicted model, not a curated record. Gene Ontology annotation, molecular function: ATP-dependent peptidase activity; ATPase binding; serine-type endopeptidase activity. Gene Ontology annotation, cellular component: endopeptidase Clp complex. Bases 98 to 862 code for a protein of 254 amino acids.
CCUCUCUCUCCACCAUCAUCGCAACCGUCAAAUAGAGUUGGAUUGUUUACUUUCUCGCGACCUCCCAAUCCAGCUUACCACAUAUCGAUACGCUAUCAUGAAUACUCAAAGAACAGCUUUUCACCUGCUCAGGCGGUUAGGCGCCUCGCAUUGUCGCCGCACCUCCAAGUUCAGCACAUUCCCAGGCGGCAUCCCUCCCACGAGUGGCGGCAUCCCUAUGCCAUACAUCACAGAAGUAACAGCUGGAGGCUGGCGAACAUCCGAUAUCUUCUCCAAACUGCUGCAGGAACGGAUUGUCUGCCUCAACGGAGCCAUUGAUGACACAGUUUCAGCUUCGAUAGUUGCGCAGCUUCUCUGGCUCGAAUCGGACAACCCCGACAAGCCAAUUACGAUGUACAUCAACUCACCUGGCGGCGAAGUGAGCUCUGGGUUGGCUAUUUACGACACCAUGACCUACAUCAAGUCCCCGGUAUCGACUGUGUGCGUUGGUGGCGCCGCAUCUAUGGCGGCUAUUCUUCUGAUUGGAGGCGAGCCAGGGAAAAGAUAUGCGCUCCCACACAGCUCCAUUAUGGUCCACCAACCGCUGGGAGGGACACGAGGACAGGCGUCAGACAUCCUCAUCUAUGCGAACCAAAUACAAAGGCUGCGAGACCAGAUCAACAAGAUUGUACAGAGCCACAUCAACAAGUCCUUUGGCUUCGAAAAGUACGACAUGCAGGCAAUCAAUGACAUGAUGGAGAGAGACAAGUACUUGACGGCAGAGGAAGCCAAGGACUUUGGUAUCAUUGACGAGAUCCUACACCGGAGAGUCAAGAACGACGGAACGAUGCUGUCCGCAGAUGCGAAGGAAGGGAAGCAUUAA